GAUAUCUUCAAUCGGCCUCCGAGCAUCUCAGAGGACACACUACAACACACACUGUACCCGCAGAACGGCCUCUCUGAUCGAGCCUCGGUCACUACUCUGGCGACCUUGAUGCAUGCGUGUGUUGACUCGUUACUACCUGGUCACCUCUGGCACCGCGACGCGUUUGAGCUGAAGGUAGUCCCGAAUCCAGACGGAGAGGGAUGGGUGCUAGAAGGCAGGAUGCGAGUCGGUGACUGCGUAGACGACGAAUGGUGUGCAGUAUGGCUUCUCAGGGAGAUCAGUGCGAAAUGGGACGUUGUCAUCAGUGUAUUUGACUCGGACGGUGAAUUCCUUCUGAUCGAGGCAGCGGAAUCGCUACCCUCUUGGGUCACCCCGUCCAACGCUGAGAAUAGGGUCUGGAUCUACCAUUCCCGCCUCCAUCUCAUUCCUCUCUCACACGUCUCUGCACCAUCUAGCAAACCCCGUCGGAGACGUUAUCCAGGCGGCAAGGACAGUGAUGACGAGGAAGACAUUACGGGAAAUCAAGACGAGGACAACUACAUCAGUGCGCAAGACGCCUUGGAGCUUGUACGAGAUCCCUUGGCCGAUACCUUUGCACCGGCGGAAGUGGAGAAGACCGUAUGGGCACGAAUAACAGGAUAUCCCGCCGCAGCUCGUCAGCAUGUACAUGUCACAAAGGCCUGGUUACCUGUGGACAUUGCCAAGGCACUCACGGUUGAUCCAUCAUUGGUGCAGAAGCCCGUAGAGACAUUCUACACCCGUGAUGCCAUUCAGCUGCGUGCCGCGCACAGGAUGUCCCGCUUCCCUCCAGAGCCAUCCAUACUGACAACUGUCAAAGUGACACGAACAGCAUAUGCGCAGCUUGUGGGACAAAAGUUCUACCCUCCGAAGAUAUUCGGGCGGUGGCAAGAGAAGGAGAGCACGACUGAAUGGCGAUGGAGAGAUGUCGGAAUGAAGAUCGCAUGUGGGUUCGAAAUGCUCUACCAAGAAAGCAAGAGCCGUUCGGACGUUUCGCCAAUCUCGGCUGACGCUGUGAAGUCAUCCGCUCAAGCACGGAAGGACGCGCUGCGGCGCAACCUAGAUUACAUGAAGUACGUCGAAAACUUGAGAUCCUCUGGAUAUUUCAAGGGUGAGCUUGAGGGCUCCCAACUGUGGACCGAGCUCGAGGACAAGGCCGCGGCCGCGUUCCUCGAGGCUCGAAGAGAAGAUGAUGCAACACGACCGUCGUUUGCGUCAGCUAUGACUGCUGCCGUGAGCCAAGUCGGCGACAAUUUCGUUCCCCCGCAGCAAAAUGAAGACUCCAAUGAUUGGCUGAAUGUCGACGCGGCGGACUUUGACGCGAUGCUUGAGAAGAACUUCGGAGCGAAACCCAACAUUGAUUCCACUGAGUCCCCCGAUGCUAUGGACGUUGACAGCGGCGAGAAGGAGAAAGAGAGUCCAGAGGACCGCAUGGCGAAGCAACAAGCUCAACGACUGAAGGAUCUGGCGCAAAAGGUGGAAAAAUUCGUCGAGGGCGAAGGCGAUAUCGAAGGCGCGCAAUUCUCCGACGAGGAAUUUAGUGAUGACGAUCAGUCGGAUUCGGAUAUGACUCAAAGCGAAGCAGACGCAGAGCCGCGACCACAGCCCCCACGAAACGAUGUCGAGCAAGCAGCUCGACAAGCCGCGAUGGAUAAGCUCGUUCCAGGUCUGGAUCCCGCUGAAUAUGGCAAGAUGCCACCAUCUUUCCAUAACAAUUCUCAGCGUGUAGCUCCUAUCACGAUGGAGACAGAGUUGCGCGAAGUCUUUACUGCAGUGUCGCCGGGCACCUCUGGCGAACCGCAGAAACGGCCAAUAAGGCCUCCGAUCAUCCCUCGUGACAAAUACGAUGGUGUGGAUUCGGACGAUGAAAGUGACGAAGAGAACGAAGGCGGUGGCGAUGAUGACGAGGAAGCGGACAAGCCGCAGAUCGUGGGCGACGUUGAGAUUGAUAUGGAUGAAGAGGAGGACGAAUUUUUGGAGUUUGCUCGUCAAGUGUUGGGUAUGUCGGACGAUCAAUGGAGUGAUAUUGUCCGGGAGCGCAAAGGCCGUGGAGCAUAUGUUCCGACGCAUAUUGUUUCAGAGAACAAGAACGCACGUCCAGCUGCACGAUCGUCUCAGUUAAAUAUCUCUGAAAGUCGACCUCCCCAGGCACCAACACAGAGUUCUCAUACGUCCGUCAACCCCAGUCUCGAUUCCUUUGAGGCUGUAAUGCAGGCCAUGGAUGCUGAACUUGCGCGAUCACGAGGGGACAAACAGCAGUAUGCGACUCCCAAAGUGAAUAAGGGAAAGGGCAAAGCGUCUCCACAGGACGAUAUUGCAGACAUUGACAUCGAGGCCGCUAUGGAUGUCGAGCUUAAAGCUGCUCUGGAGAAAGAGCAUGACGGUGACGAGGAUGGUGCAGAGUAUGGAGACGGAACAGAUUACAACGUGAUCAAGAAUUUCCUCGAAAGUUUCAAAAGCCAAGCGGGCCUGUCUGGACCAGUAGGAAACCUUGCAGCGCGACUACAGCCAGGUUGGACGCUUCCACGAGAC
Messenger RNA from Postia placenta MAD-698-R-SB12, 2550 nucleotides. RefSeq lists its product as hypothetical. Lineage: Eukaryota; Fungi; Basidiomycota; Agaricomycetes; Polyporales; Adustoporiaceae. Gene Ontology annotation, cellular component: nucleus. The annotation marks the transcript as partial. The record is from RefSeq and is a predicted model, not a curated record. The transcript is spliced from 10 exons.